CAUAUGCCGCCCAAAAAUAACCACCAGCUAUCAAGCGGACUCCUCCCAACGCCGGCGUCAGUGGAGGACAGCUGGCGGCAUCUCCCCGCCGUCUUUCUCCCACUACCACCAUGGCCGACCUCUACCCGGACAAGGAGAAGGCCGCCAGCAGCAGCGACGGCGGCGUCGCCGUCACAGAGGCGCACAUCGAGGAGAGGGCUCCCGAGACGGUCAUCGUGCAGCGGUUUGGUCGAUUCGGUGGGUGGAUGGCGAAGCUGUUUGACCAUGGAGUGGAGGCGAGAGGUAUUGAGCGCGUGCCGGAGGACGAGCGCGAGUCGAAGAAUGUAUGGAAUAACUUGUUGAUGUGGUGGUCGGUCAACACCGUCCUGACGACCAUCCCCAUCGGCGUCUUGGCCCAAGAGUUCUACACGCUCACCUUCCCGCAUGCCGUGGCUACCAUCAUGUGCUUCGGUGCACUUGGAGGCGUAUGCACGGCCUUCAUCGCAACUCUCGGCCCCCAAACAGGCCUACGCACCAUGGUCAUCACGCGCUUCAGCUCCGGCUACGUCGGCGGGACCAUCUACUCCAUCCUCAACAUCCUCACCCAGCUAGGCUUCUCCACCACCGCCGUCAUCCUCGGCGGGCAGACGCUUGCGUCCAUCAACCCAGGUACGCUCCCGCUCGUGGUCGGCAUUAUCAUCAUCGGCCUCUGCUCGCUCGUCCCGUGUUUCAUCGGCUACAAUAUGGUGCACAUCUACGAGCGCUACGCGUGGAUCGUCACGUUCAUCGUGAUGCUCUUCCUCUGGGGGCUCGGCGGGCGCGCUGGGUUCGACAUCGGCGCGCAGAAGGGGCUGGAGGAUCAUGGGCGCGCACUUAGCGCGGACGUGCUGAGCUUUGGGGGCAUCGUGUUCGGGUCGUUUACGGGGUGGGCGCCUGUCGCAGCAGACUACAACUGCCGCCUCCCGGUGUCCACGCCCCCACUCAAAGUCUUCCUCCUCACCUUCUUCGGCCUCUUCAUCCCCAUCUGCUUCGUCGAGAUCCUCGGCGCCGCGCUCAUGACGAUCACCGACCCCGCAUACACGAGCGCCUUCGCGGAGGGGAGCACCGGCGGCCUGCUCGGGCAGGUCCUCUCCCCGUGGAAAGGCGGGGGCAAGUUCGUCCUCGUCCUGCUCGCGCUAUCCGUCGUCGCGAACAACAUCCCGAACACGUACAGCACCGCGCUCUCCAUCCAGGCGCUCGCCCGCCCCUUCGCGCUCAUCCCGCGCUUCGUGUGGACGCUCCUCGCGUUCGCGAUCUACACCAUCGCGGGCGUCGCGGGCCGCGAGCACUUCUCCGAGAUCCUCUCGAACUUCCUCAGCAUCCUGAGUUAUUGGACGGCGUUCUUCAUCGUCAUCGUCGCGGAGGAGCAUCUCAUCUUCCGCAGGCGCGGCGGACCGCUUGGGGGGUAUAAUUUGGCGGAUUAUGAUACGCCGGGGCGGUUGCCGCUGGGUGUCGCUGGUAUCCUGGCUGGCUGCUUCGGAGUCGCGGGUGCUGUUGUCGGGAUGUCUGAGGUCUGGUAUACGGGUCCGCUAGGGAGAGACGCCGGCACGGAGCUCUACGGCGCCGAUCUUGGCUUCGAGCUGGCGGCGGGUUUUGCUGCAGUGACCUUCCUCCCACUACGAUAUCUCGAGAUCCGCUUAACGGGUCGAUAGAAAAUAGUACGGGAUAGAGCGACCAGUUUGAAUGGACGUUGCACAGUGCUAUAUAUCUACUGCUGGCAUACAUACUUGGAAUAAUCGUAAUGUACAACUAUGGCGAGCACGAAUCGCAUUGAAUGGUCUAGAUGUAGCAGUACCUUGGUGUAGCCGUAAGUUGGGUUAUUGGUAUAACACAUGGUGAGGGUUG
Gloeophyllum trabeum ATCC 11539 is the source of this 1863-nucleotide messenger RNA. RefSeq names its product purine-cytosine permease. Gene Ontology annotation, molecular function: transmembrane transporter activity. The coding region runs from base 111 to 1670 and encodes 519 amino acids. Gene Ontology annotation, cellular component: fungal-type vacuole membrane; plasma membrane. The transcript is spliced from 10 exons. NCBI's taxonomy places the organism in Eukaryota, Fungi, Basidiomycota, Agaricomycetes, Gloeophyllales, Gloeophyllaceae. Gene Ontology annotation, biological process: transmembrane transport. The record is from RefSeq and is a predicted model, not a curated record.